Chlamydomonas reinhardtii is the source of this 3296-nucleotide messenger RNA. RefSeq lists its product as uncharacterized. NCBI's taxonomy places the organism in Eukaryota, Viridiplantae, Chlorophyta, Chlorophyceae, Chlamydomonadales, Chlamydomonadaceae. The coding region runs from base 197 to 2479 and encodes 760 amino acids. The transcript is spliced from 21 exons. The record is from RefSeq and is a predicted model, not a curated record.
CGUGACAGUUGCGUGGUGCUACCCGCGGGUUUCCGUGCUGAGUGCGGCAAGCACUCGCGUGGGGAAGGGGGAAGGGGGAAGGGGCCCCGGACAAACACACAAGGGCGUGGUGCUACCAGCGGGUGGGCGUGGCAAGUGCGGUGAAUGUUUGUGCGAGGGUGGAGGGAAAGGGCAACACGGAAACGCACAACGUGCCAUGCUACCAGCGAGCUUCCGUGUCAGCCCCACGGCCCCGCCGACGAGCGCUGCUGCAGGACAGGGCUUCGAGAGGCCGCAGAGCCCCACGGCCCCGCCGACGAGCGCUGCUGCAGGACAGGGCUUCGAGAGGCCGCAGAGCCCCACGGCCCCGCCGACGAGCGCUGCUGCAGGACAGGGCUUCGAGAGGCCGCAGAGCCCCACGGCCCCGCCGACGAGCGCUGCUGCAGGACAGGGCUUCGAGAGGCCGCAGAGCCCCACGGCCCCGCCGACGAGCGCUGCUGCAGGACAGGGCUUCGAGAGGCCGCAGAGCCCCACGGCCCCGCCGACGAGCGCUGCUGCAGGACAGGGCUUCGAGAGGCCGCAGAGCCCCACGGCCCCGCCGACGAGCGCUGCUGCAGGACAGGGCUUCGAGAGGCCGCAGAGCCCCACGGCCCCGCCGACGAGCGCUGCUGCAGGACAGGGCUUCGAGAGGCCGCAGAGCCCCACGGCCCCGCCGACGAGCGCUGCUGCAGGACAGGGCUUCGAGAGGCCGCAGAGCCCGCGCCGCCCGUACCUGCCACUAGGUUCGCCUGCGCCGCUGACGCACUGGCGUAUCCAGUUUCACUGGCGGCCGGCGCCUUCCCGCCCUCCUCAACACCUGCACCUGCGCACCCCAUCACCUGCGGCUCUGGCGCUGCACACGCCCCAGCCCCACGGCCCCGCCGACGAGCGCUGCUGCAGGACAGGGCUUCGAGAGGCCGCAGAGCCCGCGCCGCCCGUACCUGCCACUAGGUUCGCCUGCGCCGCUGACGCACUGGCGUAUCCAGUUUCACUGGCGGCCGGCGCCUUCCCGCCCUCCUCAACACCUGCACCUGCGCACCCCAUCACCUGCGGCUCUGGCGCUGCACACGCCCCAGCCCCACGGCCCCGCCGACGAGCGCUGCUGCAGUACAGGGCUUCGAGAGGCCGCAGAGGCGUGGAGGCCGGGGGAGGAGGGGAGGCCGGCGGGGGGAAGGCAGCGCUGCCCGCGCCGCCCGUACCUGCCACUAGGUUCGCCUGCGCCGCUGACGCACUGGCGUAUCCAGUUUCACUGGCGGCCGGCGCCUUCCCGCCCUCCUCAACACCUGCACCUGCGCACCCCAUCACCUGCGGCUCUGGCGCUGCACACGCCCCAGCCCCACGGCCCCGCCGACGAGCGCUGCUGCAGUACAGGGCUUCGAGAGGCCGCAGAGGUUCGCCUGCGCCGCUGACGCACUGGCGUAUCCAGUUUCACUGGCGGCCGGCGCCUUCCCGCCCUCCUCAACACCUGCACCUGCGCACCCCAUCACCUGCGGCUCUGGCGCUGCACACGCCCCAGCCCCACGGCCCCGCCGACGAGCGCUGCUGCAGUACAGGGCUUCGAGAGGCCGCAGAGCCCGCGCCGCCCGUACCUGCCACUAGGUUCGCCUGCGCCGCUGACGCACUGGCGUAUCCAGUUUCACUGGCGGCCGGCGCCUUCCCGCCCUCCUCAACACCUGCACCUGCGCACCCCAUCACCUGCGGCUCUGGCGCUGCACACGCCCCAGCCCCACGGCCCCGCCGACGAGCGCUGCUGCAGGACAGGGCUUCGAGAGGCCGCAGAGGUUCGCCUGCGCCGCUGACGCACUGGCGUAUCCAGUUUCACUGGCGGCCGGCGCCUUCCCGCCCUCCUCAACACCUGCACCUGCGCACCCCAUCACCUGCGGCUCUGGCGCUGCACACGCCCCAGCCCCACGGCCCCGCCGACGAGCGCUGCUGCAGGACAGGGCUUCGAGAGGCCGCAGAGCCCGCGCCGCCCGUACCUGCCACUAGGUUCGCCUGCGCCGCUGACGCACUGGCGUAUCCAGUUUCACUGGCGGCCGGCGCCUUCCCGCCCUCCUCAACACCUGCACCUGCGCACCCCAUCACCUGCGGCUCUGGCGCUGCACACGCCCCAGCCCCACGGCCCCGCCGACGAGCGCUGCUGCAGGACAGGGCUUCGAGAGGCCGCAGAGGACUACGAAUACGUUGGUCAGUGCAUGUGUCAUGGCCUCAGCGGCUUCACCAUCCAACGUUCAGCCCGCGCCGCCCGUACCUGCCACUAGGUUCGCCUGCGCCGCUGACGCACUGGCGUAUCCAGUUUCACUGGCGGCCGGCGCCUUCCCGCCCUCCUCAACACCUGCACCUGCGCACCCCAUCACCUGCGGCUCUGGCGCUGCGUCGAGCUGCAGCACGUCGAAGGGGACACGCAGGGGGUGCUGCUUGCCCGGCGUGUCGGGCUUCGCGGCGCAGCUCGCUUGCGUGAUGCCAUGCGUCCCUACUGAUUGCAUUGGAAGCGCGGAUAGGCGCUGUGAGGUGUUUGAGGUCUUGUAGGCGCUAAAUGGUUCGCAGUGUUGGCUUGCGCUGGUGAUCCGCUGGGCGGACGCCGAGUGUAGGGACCGCAGGCAUAGGCUUUGGCCAUAGCAGCGAGUAUUGUUAAGUGAGGUACUAGCAAAGCUUGCGGGUGUCAUUCUUGUUUGUAUAUUGCUUCGUCCCAGGUGUAGUGUAGAUUUGCAUUGGCUCUCAACGAGUUUUGGAGGGUGCCAUAUCCUAUUGUAAUGUAGUGGUAGUGCUCCUAAUAUCGAUUGAUUAUCGAGGGGCCCUAUGAGGGGGUCAGUCGCGUGUCGGUAUUUAACCUUUGUUCGGUUUGUUCUACCAAAUUGGUAUUCUUCUUGUCUGGGCGUAUCUAAUGAGUGUUCCAUGAGUUUGUGUCUGGGAGGGCAGGUCGCUGGGGAAGGCUUGGGCGGUGAGGAGGGUAGGAAAUCCGAAAAGUUGCCGGUGGCCUCUGGUUGUAAGGGUGAGCCGGGUACCCUGCCGAGCCAAAUUUGGCUGCGUGCGCGGGGGGUUGAAGCUGCCUGGGGCGGGUCGCUGCGGCAGUCCAGAUGCCUGCGCCGAGGGAUGGCAGAUGCCUGCGCGACCCCGCGCCAUCAGCACGGAUGCCUGCGCGAGGCAUUGCAGAUGCCGCGGCGCCCCUGCUAGCACAUCUGAGCUGCCUAUUGUAGCCACCUAGUUGCUUGGUAAAACGCCGCAAGAGGGUCUGAAAUGGGUAACGGGCAGUGUGUAGGGGUAUGCCAGCACUCCGG